Molecule: messenger RNA, 1799 nt
Organism: Linum tenue
Lineage: Eukaryota; Viridiplantae; Streptophyta; Magnoliopsida; Malpighiales; Linaceae
Source: the annotation of a GenBank genome assembly
AUGGCAGCAGCAGCAGCAGAAGAAGAGUAUACAGUGCCACUGUUGAAGAAGCAGUACUAUGAGAAUUGUCCAGGUUGCAAGGUUGAUGAACUCAAGGAGUUGAAGAGAGGAUUGCCCAUCCGAGAGUUCCUUUCAAUUUGGACUGUUGUCCUUUGUUCAGGUAAGCUAGGGAUCACGCUGGUGCAAUAUGGAGAGAUCCAAAUAAGGGACUUCAAAAUUGCAGAAAAAGAAGAAGACAUCGGUUACUAUGCUGGCUAUGUUGGAUCCUCAUUUAUGUUUGGUAGAGCUUUGACUUCUUUCUUCUGGGGAAUUGUGGCCGAUCGCUAUGGUAGAAAGCCUGUUAUACUCUUGGGGACUUCAUCAGUUGUUAUUUUCAACACUAUCUUCGGGCUCAGUUUGAACUUUUGGAUGGCUGUUAUCUCAAGAUUCAUGCUCGGCUUUUUGAAUGGUUUACUUGGUCCAAUAAAGGCAUAUGCAAGUGAAAUUUUCAGAAAUGAACAUCAAGCCUUGGGUUUGUCGACGAUUACCACGGCAUGGGGUAUAGGAUUGAUUAUUGGUCCAGCUUUAGGAGGUUUCCUGGCCCAGCCAGCUGAAAAAUAUCCGGCUCUGUUUUCCAAGGAUUCUUUAUUUGGGAGAUUUCCCUACUUCUUGCCUUCCUUGGCUAUAUCACUUCUUGCUGGUGGAGUAACGAUUGCUUCUUGUUGGCUCCCGGAAACAUUGCAUACCCAUAAGGAAAAGAGGGCAGCAUGCGACGACUCUUUCGAUGCUUUGGAGACUGCAUCUGGUGAACAGAAGAAGCAAGCAGCAAGCCUCCUUAGAAAUUGGCCUCUUAUGUCAUCUAUCAUGGUCUACUGCAUCUUCUCACUUCAUGAUAUGGCUUACACAGAGAUAUUUUCAUUAUGGGCAGUGAGCCCCAUAAAGCUUGGCGGACUUGGAUACUCGACAGAGAAUGUUGGCGAAGUUCUGGCAGUCUCAGGUUUUGGACUGCUUGUGUUCCAACUUGCUCUAUAUCCAUAUGCGGAGAGGCUUCUCGGACCUGUAAUGGUGUGCCGUAUUGCUGGGGCAUUAUCCAUUCCGUUGUUGGCAAGUUACCCUUUUCUCUCAAAGUUGUCAGGCUUCAGUCUUAGUGUGCUGUUAAAUUGUGCAUCAGUCUUGAAGAAUCUCCUUUCUGUGUCAAUUGUCACCUGCUUGUUCAUGCUGCAAAACAGUGCAGUGGAGCAGCACCAGAGAGGAGCUGCGAAUGGGAUAGCAAUGACAGCAAUGUCACUGUUUAAAGCAGCUGGUCCAGCUGGUGGGGGUUCUCUGUUUUCUUGGGCUGAAACACGUCAGGAUGCAGCCUUCCUUCCAGGCAACCAAAUGGUGUUUUUCGUGCUGAACGUGGUGGAGGCGAUCGGGGUGUUGUUCACUUUCAAGCCUUUCCUAGCCCUGCCUCGGGGGCGAACAGCAACAGUACAAUGACCCAGAUGCUGCUCUAUACUCUCAAAGACUCCCUAAUAUGAACUACACUAUCCAUACCAUGAAUACAGGCAUUUGCCUAAAUUGCAGCCGUCUGAUCCUAUUCUUCAGAGUUGGACGCAAUGCAAUGCAAUGCCAUUUUUAGCGAAUGCCGAUUCUGGCUGGCUCGUCUUCAUAAGGGCCUACUUCAAAGGAAAACGAAAUCCGAGCCAAGACGUCUUUGCCCAGAAGUCCAUAUCUUGGUUGCAAAUGUAAUGUACAGCAAUCAAAUAAACUCAGCAGAGAGGAAUGACGGGGAAGAACGCGAUCCGACGAGCGAAAACCUGCAAUCCUGCUAAUGAAUU